CCCUCCUCAGGAUGUUGGAGGAGGAAUGCAGAGGGCAGCCCAGAGGGCAAGGAGAGGCUCAGGAUGGGACCGGGACCUUAAUGUGAGCUGGUAGGGAGCCGCACCCACAGCUGCUAUCCACCAUGGGUAACUACAACUCUAGCAAGAAAACCAAGGUUCCCAAGAAGAAACUAAAGAAGAAACCUCCAGACAAGGAGAAGGCCAAGAAGAAGCCCUUCUUUGGCCGCUCGAAGAGUCCCAAGAUUGUGCUGCUCCUGCCCUUGAACAAGAGGAACCAGCUGGCAGAGACCAGCGUGCCGCCUAGAUCCCAGUGGGCCGGAAGGCCCCAGGACGAGGCCGGAGCAGCACCCGCGGACUGCUCGCUGAAAGGCGCAGGCGAUGGGACAGGCCCCCGGGCGGACUCUCGGGCGCGGGAGAUGAAGAAGAUUUUGGUCUUCCUGCUCCUGCUGGAUGCCCGUCUGCAGGACGAGUGGUGGAAAGCGGAUGGCGGUUCCAAGAGUGCCCAGGCCUGGCAGCACCUCCACAGCCGGCUGCUAGCUGAGAACGAGGCUGAGGACCAGCCGCACCCGCAGAAGCGCUGGCACCAGGCCCACUGCCAGUACUGAGCCGGGCAGGGCAGGCAGGACAAUAAAGAUCAUGGAGCAUUUGA
Molecule: messenger RNA, 649 nt
Organism: Antechinus flavipes (yellow-footed antechinus)
Lineage: Eukaryota; Metazoa; Chordata; Mammalia; Dasyuromorphia; Dasyuridae
Gene: C2H20orf144
Product: chromosome 2 C20orf144 homolog
Exons: 2
Coding region: 123-605 (160 amino acids)
Source: RefSeq, a predicted model, not a curated record